This is a messenger RNA of Salvia miltiorrhiza (redroot sage), 3672 nucleotides long. Its product is annotated as putative late blight resistance protein homolog R1A-3. The coding region runs from base 335 to 3337 and encodes 1000 amino acids. NCBI's taxonomy places the organism in Eukaryota, Viridiplantae, Streptophyta, Magnoliopsida, Lamiales, Lamiaceae. Gene Ontology annotation, biological process: defense response to other organism. The record is from RefSeq and is a predicted model, not a curated record. Gene Ontology annotation, molecular function: ADP binding. The transcript has 2 exons.
UCACAUAAAGGUAGCAAUUUCACUUCUUUGAUGGAUUUGUUAGCAUUCGGCACUACAGUAUGUCUUCUGCUUUCAUAAUUGAUGGUGUUCUUGGAAAUUUUAUAAUCUAAUCUACUUUCUUCCUUUUUUCUUCUAGAUCACAUUAGAAAAAUGAAAAAUCAAUCAAGCAAAACCACUUUUUUGGAUGCCACAACUUUUCAAAAUGAUCUGUAUUGUCAUUUCCACAAAAAAUACUCGAUGAAUACUGAUCAUCAUCAAUCCUGCUGUCGUUAGUCUUUUUUCAUUUCAUUUCCCAAAAACUAAAACAAAAGAAACCAAAAAUUGUUCCUGAGAGAUGGCCUAUGCUGCUCUUGUCUCCCUCACAAACACCAUAGACCAAUUCCUAAACAGCAAUCUACAUUCCAUCUCUGUUGAAGAAAAACAACAAAUUACAUCUCUCCUUGAGUAUGUUACUCCCUUCCAAGACUUCCUCGACAAAUUUCCAGACAAGUUCAAGAUUUUGGAAGAGCGAAUGAGGAAAGUGGCAAAUGAAGCAGAAGAUAUCUUAGAAUAUCUUGUGCUGGAAAAGGUUUUCUUGUCUUCUGAUGAAGAGCCCGAGUCCCAUAAACUCGACUGGGGCACUGUCAUCAAGGAUACUAGUUUGAAGUACAAAAAAAUGUUGAAGGAGUGUGGCCAAGAUUUUCUUGGCGACGAAGCUACAGACAACAACAGUUUGAAAGGCCGAAUUCGCAACAUAGUAAUUGAAGGACAAAAAAUCAACAGCUUCUUAAAGUGGGAGAGAAAUCACAUUCGUUUCAGAGACAAGUGGAGAUUUUUACCAGCCGAGUUCGCUAUGUUCAAGUCCAGACUCCACUUCAUAAACCACUUGAAAAAGAUGGGAAGCGAAAUUGACUCGAUCAUGGCGGAGGCAACUGCCGUGAAGAAUAACAAGAGCGACAAGGCUGCUUCCUCAUCUGGACUUGCACCGCCGGACAGGGUUAGUGAUGAUGAGAAGCAGGAGGAAGAGGAGACUGAAUACUAUCGAAGUUCAAAACACGAACUCCAGAUGGAAAGGGUGAUGGGGGAGAUUGCUUUGAUUGCUGCACAAGUGAAGGAAAUCAAGGAUAGCUCCAGCAGCAAAGACGUUGAACGCGGUGGUGAUGAUAUUUCUGCUGCUCCUAGUUCAUCAUCAACUGAUCCAUCCAUCCACAAAGAUUCCAUGGUUGGUUUUGAAGAUUAUGUGUUAGACGUGAAGGAUCGCCUCUGUGGAGAGCCAUCCCGACUCCAAGUCAUCCCAAUCUGUGGUAUGGGUGGCAUCGGCAAAACUACUCUUGCCAGGAACGUUUAUGAUGAUCCAUUAACGGUGGGCCAUUUUGUGAUUCGUGUUUGGGUCACAAUAUCACAAGAUUACAGUGCACAGAGAAUUCUUUCUAGCCUUCUGGAGUCCUUGAAAGAAUACAACACUGGUAGAUUGGGACAAAGUGAUGAUGAAAAAGUGCACAAAAUUUUAAUGGGGAGGAGAUAUUUAGUUGUGAUGGAUGAUAUGUGGAGUGGUGAGGCAUGGGAUCUUGUUAGAAGGGUAUUUCCUGAUGAUGGCAACGGAAGCCGUGUUGUGCUAACCACGAGGUUGUUUGAGGUGGCUUCUUAUCCGGAUCCUUCGAACAGGCUUCAUGAGAUAAGCCUGUUGAAUGCAGAGCAGAGCUGGAAUUUGUUGAAGCAUAAGGUGUUUGCAGAUGAAGAAUGUCCUUCCAAUUUAGAAACUAUUGGGGAGGAGAUUGCGACAAGCUGCAAAGGAUUGCCCCUCGCGAUUGUGGUGAUUGCGGGGCUUCUAUCCACAGUUAGUAAGAAUCCAUCUUCAUGGCAGGAGAUUGCAGAAAAGGUGAAGUCUGCAAAAACUACAGAGCAUGACCAAAUCGAGGAGAUACUAUCUUUGAGCUAUGUCGAAUUACCUCAAUAUUUGAGGCCAUGUUUCUUGUACAUGGCUACCUUUCCGGAAGAUGAUGAGAUCCAUGCAAAGAAACUUAUCAGAUUAUGGGUAGCUGAGGGCUUUGUGAAAUAUCCAAGCAACUCUGAAAGCUUUGAAAAGGUGGGAGAAGAGUGUUUAGAUGAACUCAUGAAGAGAAAUCUUGUUUUGGUCAAAAAGAGGAAGUCUGAUAACAGAAUCAAAAGCUGCAGCCUCCAUGAUCUGAUGAGGGACUUGUGCAUAAGAAAAGCGCAUGAAAGUCAGUUUUUCUUGAAUCUGAUGGAUAAGAAUGUUGAAAAGGAACAUUUUGAAGAAAGGAUAAAGAAUCAGCGCCGCGUAAGCCUUGAUUCUUCUCAUCUAAGAUACCUUUCAGACGAUGAUGAUUCAACCAUUCAUUCCAUCAGAUGCUCGAAAUAUCGUUUAGUGAAACUGAACUUUGUCAAGGGUGUGAGGUUGCUGAGGGUGUUGGAUACGGUACCUGCUGACGUGGAGAGCUCACCAUCAGUGCAUCAACUAUGUGAGUUAUUUCAUUUAAGAUAUCUUUCUAUUAAGUAUAUGGAAUCUAUUCCUACGGGAUUAUCGAUGCUUAAGAAUCUGCAAACCUUAAUCAUUGAUAGAGAAAGGCGAGAAAAAUUCUUAGUUGGAGUAGUUUGUAAUCUUGUGUUGGGUUGGGACACGCCACAAUUAAGACAUGUUCACUUUCACGGGACAAUCUUUUUUGAGGAUCCAAAUGAAACAACUCUCUCUCUAGAAAGCCUACAAACACUUUCCCAUGUAUCGCAUUCGAGUUGCACUAAAAGGAUCUUGAAGAAGAUCCCAAACCUUAAAAAGUUGAAGAUUGAUUGUUCUUGGGGUCAUCAUGAAGAUGCAGCUUGUUUGAAUGAUCUGGUACAUCUACACCAGCUCGAGAAUUUGGAAGUAUAUGCUGGUGGAAAGUUUGGAUCUCGGCCAAAGCACUACAAGAUUUCUUAUCCUAGCAUGCUGAAAAAGUUGAGUUUGAUUGAUUUGAGCCUUCCUUGGAGCCACAUGAUUGUUGUUGGUUCAUUGCCAAAUCUACAAGUACUUAAACUAAAAAGUUGUACCUGGGUCGAUGGUGAUACAUGGGAAACAAUCGAAGGAGCAUUCCCAGCGUUGGAAGUUCUUCUAAUUGGAGGUUCAGGGUUGGAGAAUUGGAUAACUGAAAGUAGUCAUUUCCCCAAACUCAAACGGCUACUGCUUCGUUCUUGUUGGGAUCUCAAUGGGAUUCCAAAAGAUAUUGGAGACAUUUCAACUCUUGAACUCAUUGAGGUUACUGGAAAAGUGAAAGAGUCUCUAAUGGAGUCGGUUGAAUUGAUACGAGAGGAGCAAGAAGAAUAUGGAAACAACAUUCAAGUUGUCUGCAGUGCUAAGUCCUAAAGAUGUGGAUUUGGAUAAGCCGGUGUUAUGUGUGUUUUGUUGGCCGAUCAUCGGGUUUCAAGCUUUUAGAGUUUUGAGUCGAUGAUGACGAUGACAAAAACAUGAUGAUGUAUCUUUCUCAUGAUUCAGAUUGAAAAAGAAAAGAGGAUGGGAAUGUGUUCUCAUAUUGAAGAGGUCCUCUUAAGCAAUGAAGUUUGGAACUUGUUUUGAUUUGUCAGAAGUUUGUUUCGCAUGUGAGUGAUGAUGUUUUGAAGAGUGAUAACAUUGUGUGCUUUAUCAUGUGUGUAUAUGUCUAUGUUUUUAUGAAGAAUGUUGAUAUUUCAUAGUUUCUUUUU